Molecule: messenger RNA, 1304 nt
Organism: Rattus rattus (black rat)
Lineage: Eukaryota; Metazoa; Chordata; Mammalia; Rodentia; Muridae
Gene: Brms1
Product: BRMS1 transcriptional repressor and anoikis regulator
Exons: 10
Coding region: 114-854 (246 amino acids)
Biological process (GO): negative regulation of transcription by RNA polymerase II
Cellular component (GO): Sin3-type complex
Molecular function (GO): histone deacetylase binding
Source: RefSeq, a predicted model, not a curated record
ACCUCCUGGAGAAAGAGGGACCUGCGCAGCUCUCUUCGGGAGACCAACGGCGGAGCGUUCACCUGUGUCCGACAGCUCUCCGGGACCGGAGGCCCCAGUCUCUGCGAGCCCAGAUGCCCAUCCAGCCUUCAGGCAAAGAAACAGAAGAGAUGGAGGCAGAAGGCGAUUCAGCAGCUGAGAUGAAUGGGGAGGCAGAUGAGAGUGAGGAGGAACGGAGCGGCAGCCAGACUGAGUCAGAGGAGGAGAGCUCAGAGAUGGAUGACGAGGACUAUGAGCGGCGCCGCAGUGAGUGUGUCAGUGAGAUGCUGGACCUGGAAAAGCAGUUCUCGGAGCUGAAGGAGAAGUUGUUCAGGGAACGGCUGAGCCAGCUGCGAUUACGACUGGAGGAAGUGGGGGCCGAGAGAGCCCCAGAAUAUACAGAGCCUCUUGGAGGGCUGCAGCAGAGCCUAAAGAUUCGUAUUCAGGUGGCAGGGAUCUACAAGGGCUUCUGUCUGGAUGUGAUCAGGAAUAAGUAUGAAUGUGAACUACAGGGAGCCAAACAACACCUCGAGAGUGAGAAGCUGCUGCUGUAUGACACACUGCUUGGGGAACUGCAGGAGCGGAUCCAGAGGCUGGAGGAGGACAGACAGAGCCUGGACAUCAGCUCUGAGUGGUGGGACGACAAACUACAUAGCAGGGGCAGUUCGAAGACCUGGGACUCGGUGCCACCCAGCAAGAGGAAGAAGGCACCACUCGUUUCUGGCCCAUACAUUGUGUACAUGCUGCAGGAGAUCGACAUCCUGGAAGACUGGACAGCCAUCAAAAAGGCCAGGGCAGCAGUGUCCCCUCAGAAGAGAAAAGCAGAUGGACCCUGACCCUGCAUUUACACUCGGAGGGUCCUUGGGGCAGCUGGUACCGCACACAGGAUUAACGUUUCUCUGCAAAGGCAGGGGGUUACCUACCUGGCCUGGACUCCUCUGCUCUCCUUGGGAUCUGUAUAACCGGCCCUGACGCUGACCUGGCCAAGCAAGACCAUUGUCUCCAUCCCUGACCAGCCCACCCCUCCCCAAAGAGUAACUUCCUCAGCGUCCCCCACAAGAAGACAGGCCUCAUCCAGAGUCAAAACAGCAACCCUCCUGACUAAACCCUGGUCCUCGGCCACUGAGCCAUGAGCCAGGCCCAGCUGCAGGAGGGACUCCUGCCAGAGACAUGUUGGGUCUUGCCCAUCCUAACUGCCACUGGGGAGUUGUCUUCCCAGGCUUUCUCAGGGCCAUUCCUGGUGUCUGCCUCUCAGAUUCCAAAGACUGGAAUAAAAUUUGACCUGG